Punctularia strigosozonata HHB-11173 SS5 is the source of this 999-nucleotide messenger RNA. RefSeq lists its product as uncharacterized. The coding region runs from base 1 to 999 and encodes 332 amino acids. The record is from RefSeq and is a predicted model, not a curated record. NCBI's taxonomy places the organism in Eukaryota, Fungi, Basidiomycota, Agaricomycetes, Corticiales, Punctulariaceae. The transcript has 2 exons.
AUGCCUCCGGGACAGUCACUCUUCCAAUCUACACCGGACUUCAAGCUGUCAUCGCUCAUGUCCUUCGAGGGCAACCUGAAGGAGACUAUCUCUAUGGUUGAGUUUACGACGAAUAUGUGGAUCAAGCAGAACGGUUCUUCUCAGAUUUCGCUCAACAUCAUAUUGGUGACUGGACGGAGGGACAUCCGACAAGGCGUAUCGACCGACCUCCGCCAACACGAGCAGUGCUCGCUUGAGAGCCUGUUGACGUCCAUGGUUCAUCCUUCUGAUCUCGCAACAGGUCACCCCCUGCUGUGCAAGGGUGACUCUCAUACGAUCGAACACGGGGACACCAGUCUAAACAACCUAACGGUGGAUCCCCAUACUCUCGGCGGCGUCCUUCCGGACUUUGACCUCCCUCGGAUCAGCGACAAAAAUGAGGAAUCUGUACCGCAGGGUACGGGGAGGACGGGGACGGUCCCUUUCAUGGCACUGGAUCUACUCUGCGAGGAGUACUGGGAAGGGAAAAUCGAGCGUGUUUACCGUCAUGACUUGGAGUCAUUCGCGUGGGUCAUCAUAUACCUCGGCUAUACCAACGACGAGACGCUCAAACCGCUACCGGUGGUCGACUGGUACACGUCUGAUUACGAGGAGUGCCGCCGCAGGAAGCGUGAUUUCUUGUUCAGAUCAAUGCGGACGGUGACAGACUCCGCGCACAUUGUGUACGGGUCGCAACAGCCGUGGCUUUUGGCGAUGGAGCUCAUGGACUGGGUCAUUGCCGUGGAAAUCAAGAGGACGCGAGACCAACUGAUGCAACUUAGGAGCACAAUGGCAAUAGCUGACGAUUCCCGGGAGGAUAUGGAGGCGGACGGAGCGCGAGAACGCACGGAGUUGUUGAACGUAUUUGCAAAGCACUUCAUGGAACACCUGGACCUGCGAUCGGGGCAAGCUUUCAAUGAGUGGCUCAAGUUACCUGCCGACGACGCCUGCCGGGCGGUUACACCAGGAUCGGCCGACUGA